Molecule: messenger RNA, 669 nt
Organism: Truncatella angustata
Lineage: Eukaryota; Fungi; Ascomycota; Sordariomycetes; Amphisphaeriales; Sporocadaceae
Exons: 1
Coding region: 109-513 (134 amino acids)
Source: RefSeq, a predicted model, not a curated record
GUCGGCCUUUAUAUGCCAAUGCGAGAUGCUCACGAUUUCGCCCCCGCUUCUCGAACUAAUGUCUGUUGAAGCAGCACCAUCGUCAAAUCAGUGGUCGACAGACAUACCAUGACUACUAAGAACACCGAUCUCUCCGUUCCCUCAGAGUUUGAUGAUGAGGUUGACGACGCUCUCCUUCCUCCCGGGCGCAUGUGGGCCUACCCGUGCAAGCUUGCCUCAUGUCCUGACUAUGGCAAAUCAUGGCAGUUGCGAAGUAACUUCCUCCUCCAUUUGCAGGAGCGAGAGGCACAUAUAGGAGCGACUACACCUACGGCACGCCGUGCAGUUGAGAUAGAAUGGCGGUAUCCCACCGAUCCUGAUUUGCCGCCUCGUGCGCCGCCAGAAUUCCGCCCUCAAGAAGAUGCAGAUGAGCAGGCGUGGACAUAUAGUUUUAAAAAUGGUACUGGCAGGGCGAUACAUGGCACAUGCACACAAAGUCAAAUGGAAGCGGCUAUGGCCUCGCGACGCCGGUAAAUAGAGGAGAUGUGAUGCCUCAAUCUUAUUUGUAGAGCGCAUUACAGGAUGUCUUGACGUAUCCUACAAUCGAAGUAAUUGAUUUAGGACUCUGCCGAUGGAAAUUAUAUAAAGCGUUCUACUUGACCUUUGAACAAUCCUUCAUUAGUGAUGGCU